This is a messenger RNA of Struthio camelus australis, 1844 nucleotides long. The record is from RefSeq and is a predicted model, not a curated record. NCBI's taxonomy places the organism in Eukaryota, Metazoa, Chordata, Aves, Struthioniformes, Struthionidae.
AAGAAUCAGUUCUAUUGCUUGGACUCCAGCAAUGAUCCAGAGUAUCCACAGUACUUACAGUGGCAAGGUGUUUCGCGUGACCUUCUUGACUUUGGCUGUGUCCCUAAUUAUUCCCCUGCUUGGAGCAAUUGUUCUGCUGGAUUGUCCUAUAGACCCUCAGCCUAUAAGUUUGAAAGAACCUCCCAUUCUGACGGGUGUGCUAGAGCCCAAUAUCGAGUUACGAAAAGCCGAGCGAUUAUGGGAAGGUCAGCUUGUUGGACCAGAAUCCAUUGUCAAUAUUGAUGAUGUGCUAUUUACUGGGACAGCUGAUGGAAAGAUUUUAAAAAUUGAAGAUGGGGAAAUACAGACCAUAGCCAGAAUUGGCCAUGGUCCCUGUGGAACCCGGGAAGAUGAGCCAACUUGUGGAAGACCACUUGGCAUCAGAGUGGGGCCAAAUAACACCCUUUUUGUGGCAGAUGCUUAUUAUGGACUGUAUGAAAUUAAUCCUGACACAGGUGAAACAAAAAUGCUUGUCUCAACCAAAACACUAAUUGAAGGUCAGAAGUUGUCUUUUGUGAAUGACCUUACAGUGACCCAGGACGGGAGGAAAAUCUACUUUACUGACUCCAGCAGUAAAUGGCAAAGGCGGGACUACUUAUUCUUGAUUAUGGAAGGCACAGAUGAUGGACGCCUGCUCGAAUAUGACACAGUAACGAAAGAAGUGAAAGUUUUAAUGGUGGGGCUGCAGUUUCCCAACGGAGUCCAGCUCUCUCCAGCGGAAGAUUUUGUCCUGGUGCAGGAAACAACCAUGGCUAGAAUCAGGAGGUAUUAUGUAUCUGGGCUGAUGAAAGGCGGAGCAGACAUGUUUGUUGAGAACAUGCCUGGUUUUCCAGAUAAUAUCAGAUUAAGCAGCUCUGGAGGAUAUUGGGUAGCUAUGUCAGCUAUCCGACCCAAUCCUGGAUUUUCUGUGUUGGAUUUCUUGUCUGAAAAACCAUGGAUUAAAAGGAUAAUAUUUAAGCUGCUGAGUCAGGAAACUGUGACUAAGUUUGUGCCCAAGUAUAGCCUUGUUGUUGAACUUAGUGAGACAGGAUCCUACAGAAGAAGCUUCCAUGAUCCCAACGGAGUGACGGUACCUUACGUUAGCGAGGCACAUGAACACAAGGGAUAUCUCUACCUGGGCUCCUUCUGGUCUCCGUUUAUUUGUAGACUUAAUCUUCAGCAUGUUUAAUUGUCCAGCUAUGACGAAGUGCCACAGUCCUUUAAUACUGCAGAGGUAUGAAGGAAGCUUGUGCUUGAGACAAUGUAUGGCCAAGGAGGAAAAAGAAGACGAUCAGUUAAUAUAUGCAGUAGGACUGUUCUGUUGCCAUGGCAAAACAUGAACAGCUCGCUGUUAUCUGUAAUCUUCCUUGGUUUGGUUUGGCUGCUCCUGCUUUGGAAUUGGCAUGCCUAAUAUUAAUGCCUGAGAAGUAUGUUGAGGAUCUUCAUAUGGUUAAAUGCUCCUUAAUUUAAAGCCUCCCCCAGUCCUGUUUGGAGCUAUCUUAAACAGACAUCAUAAGUCACCUUUAAUGCAACUGUGUAUCUUCUUACACUGGAAAGAUCAUUGGAUUAAUGAUGUAUCAUUUGGAUUGAGGAGAUGUUUUGCAUUUGUUUCUUUCUGUUUUAGAACCUACUCUGUAGGAGUGAUUACAGUGCAUGUUCUAAUGUCAUACUGUGGUGCUGUGGUAGAGGCAGCAACAUCCAGAACAUGGCUAGAAAUCUAGUUGUACCACCUGAGUUUCUUCAAUCCCAGCCUGUGUAAUCAACAUCUGAAACUACACUUGACUGUUAAUCAAUGUGCAAAAUCUAAUUUGAUCAUUGUCUGUGGA